Molecule: messenger RNA, 1697 nt
Organism: Mya arenaria
Lineage: Eukaryota; Metazoa; Mollusca; Bivalvia; Myida; Myidae
Product: superoxide dismutase [Mn], mitochondrial-like
Exons: 4
Coding region: 99-779 (226 amino acids)
Biological process (GO): superoxide metabolic process
Cellular component (GO): mitochondrion
Molecular function (GO): metal ion binding; superoxide dismutase activity
Source: RefSeq, a predicted model, not a curated record
GGUUGCCUGUAACCUUGACACUGUUAGGGCACAGGGUUAUUCCUCCAAAAAUCAACAGAGGUCAGGAUAGAAGAAAAGCGAAAUAUCUCACGCCAAACAUGUUGUCAUCGAAAGCAGCACCGCUUACGAGACUUGUGUCUAAAGCAAGGCAGCUGACAUCAAGCUGUCAGAGGUCAAAGCAUACUCUGCCCGACUUGCCAUACGCUUAUGAUGCCUUGGCCCCAGUUGUAUCAGCAGAUAUUAUGGAGAUUCACCAUAAAAAACACCAUGCCACGUAUGUGAACAACUUGAAUGCUACAGAGGAAAAACUGGCUGCAGCAGUUGCAGAAAACAAUGUCAGCCAGAUCAUAUCUCUUCAACCAGCAUUGAAAUUCAACGGAGGGGGCCACAUAAACCAUUCAAUCUUCUGGGAGGUCCUCAGUCCUACUGGCGGUGGUGUGCCAAAGGGUGACCUUAUGGAAUUGAUUAAGGACAAUUUCGGCUCGUUCGAUGCAAUGAAGGGGGAGUUGACGGCAGCUUCAGUGGGCAUUCAGGGUUCGGGCUGGGGCUGGCUGGGGUGGAACCCAGUCAGUGGGCGACUCAGAAUCUCAUCAUGCGCCAACCAGGAUCCCCUUCAGCCUACCACAGGCCUGGUGCCUCUGUUUGGUAUCGACGUCUGGGAGCAUGCCUACUAUUUGCAGUACAAGAACGUGCGGCCAGACUAUGUCAAGGCCAUUUUCGAUAUCGCUAACUGGGAGGAAGUCGGCAACAGACUUGCUAAUGCCCGCAUGAGCACAUAAACACUGAAUUAUAGACUGGUAGCCAGUUGGGUGUAAUUGGAAUUCAGAAUAUAGGGACAUGAGCUCGUUUAUAAACACGGAAUGUAGACUGGCAGCCAGAUAGCUGUAAUAGGAAUACACAAUAUAAAGGACUGUUAACUGUGCUUUGAACAUCAUAAAACCUUUAUAAAUGUGGAUGUUUUAUUUUAUUGCUUAUUAACAUGUUUCAGUCGUCAAAAUUAUAUACUUUUGAAUUCAUACAAAAGUGGCAUCUAACAUUUUCAACAAGCCAUGCUUUUGAUAAUCUAGAGCUUGCAGGCUUGUUUUAUUAUGACUGCAGAUGAAUAAAUUGUAUUAAGAUGGAAGGUUUAUGAUUUUAUAGAAAAGGUAGCAAAAAUAUAGCAUGAUUCUUUCUGAUUUAUUCCGAAAUACAUGUAUAUUGGAACACAAAUAAGAUUUAGAUAUUUUUACCUUAAAUAUCUGUAUUUAGAUGGGACGCAGGCAAAAAAAUGCAUUACAAAACAAGACAGAAAAAAAUCUUAAAACCUAUAAUACCAAAGAUAAGAUGCAGUGAAAUUGUCAAAUCAAAGCUUCUGAAUUAUUCAUGGUUGAUUGAAUAAUGUGAAAGUUUGAAUAUUGUAACUUUAAAUUCUGGGUAAAAGCUUCUUUUGUUUUUCCUGUCAUAAAUGCGGGUUUGUUUACAUUACGAAGUGUCAGAUGUGUUUUUUUGGUGCAUUUUAUAGAUAAACUGUUUGGUGCUUUAUAAUAUUGUAUUAUUUAUCCUGGACCUAACAAAAGUGUGUACUAUUUUAUUGAUGGUUGAUUUAACUUCUUUGUUAAGUAUUGAGAAAAAAACUAUCACAACGUCUUCAAAUAAUGCUGUCCAUUGUGCUGUAAAGUAUUGCUUGAAAAUAAAUAAAUAAAUGUAAGUAAAUGUUU